AUGGUGCAAUGUGGAAGUAUUAGAACACUAGUCUGCAAGACGGAGGAUAAUUAUAAUAUCUAUGAUGACGAGCUAGACUCCUUGGAAUCGCUGAAAAAGCCUCGAAAAAAGCUUAUAUUCUCCACAAUUGCAUUGAUAUUGGCCUUAGGAUCUUUGCUUAUUACAGUAUACUUACUUACUCGAGACACAUCACCAAAAGCCACAUAUGACAGAAUUAACGAUGACAAACUUCGAGAUUUAAUAGUAGUAUCACCUGCUGCUCAAAAAUUGCCCAAGACCGGAAAACUGUUCUGUUGGGUGCAAACGUCUACAAUUUAUCAUGAUACUAGAUCACUUGCAAUCAACGAGACGUGGAUUCAUAGAUGCGAUCAUGGACAACUAUUCACUUCUGAGAAGUUCAACGACACACGGAUACCGUACUCUACAGUGUUUGCCGGGAUCCCUGAUAACUAUUAUAAUCUGUUUUUCAAAAGUCGUUAUGCAUUCCGUCAUAUCUACACUAACAUUUCUUCGGAGUUUGAUUGGUACUUGAAGGCAGAUGACGAUACAUACGUCAUCGUGGAAAAUUUGAAGGCGUUCCUCUCGACUCUAAAUCCAGAGGAACCUCAUUAUCUUGGAUACGUGUUGAAGCCAUACUUGAAAAAUGGAUACAACGCAGGUGGUGCUGGAUACAUUUUGUCGAGAGCAGCAUUGAAAAUUUUCGCGGAGAAGCUGUAUCCAAAUGCUACAUUGUGUCCAGAUGAUAUUUAUGAGGAUGUUGGAAUUGCAAGAUGUCUCGCCAACGCUGGAAUCUACCCAGAAGACACUCGAAAUUCUCAUGGCCAGAAUCGAUUCAACACAUUCUCCCCAACAGAAACUUUUCAUCAAACCAAAGCCAGCGUUGAUUGGGUCAAAUUUUUGGAGAAGAAGGGCUACGCAGCAUUCGCCAACGACCUGGUAUCAUUCCAUCAUUUGUCUCCAGAUGAGAUCCGCCUAUUCGACAUUCUGCUUUAUAGAGUUGAUAGGAAACAAGUCUAG
Messenger RNA from Caenorhabditis briggsae, 1017 nucleotides. The record is from RefSeq and is a predicted model, not a curated record. Lineage: Eukaryota; Metazoa; Nematoda; Chromadorea; Rhabditida; Rhabditidae. Gene Ontology annotation, cellular component: membrane. Gene Ontology annotation, molecular function: N-acetylgalactosaminide beta-1,3-galactosyltransferase activity. Bases 1 to 1017 code for a protein of 338 amino acids. The transcript is spliced from 6 exons.